CACACACACUUUCCUCACCCAACUCAAAGAAGCAGCAAACCCUGGAGAUUUUUUUUGCCUUCAUUUAAACCACAAAAUUGCUAAUUAUUCUCUCAAGCAUCCAUCUUUUCCUUAAGACUUGCCGGCUGGAACUUAAUUUUCAGCCCCUCUCUAGGAAUUCUAUGUACUGAUCAAUAGCAAUUUCCAUCCACACAAGACAUACCUCAUGGAUUUGUACCUGGUUGGAUAUCUCAUGUGCAUGUGGUUGUCCAGCUCUCGGGUGCUUGGAGGCUAUCCCAUCUGGUGGUCCCUGGCCCUUGGGCAGCAGUACUCAUCCCUAGGCUCCCAACCCAUCCUGUGUGGCUCCAUACCUGGUUUGGUGCCAAAACAACUGCGCUUUUGCCGCAAUUACAUUGAGAUCAUGCCCAGUGUAGCAGAGGGUGUCAAAUUGGGAAUCCAGGAGUGUCAGCACCAGUUCCGAGGCCGCAGGUGGAACUGCACCACUAUCAAGGACAAUCUAGCAAUAUUUGGACCUGUACUUGAUAAAGCCACAAGAGAGUCUGCAUUUGUUCAUGCGAUUGCGUCAGCUGGAGUGGCGUUUGCAGUGACCCGUUCAUGUGCAGAGGGGACCUCCACAAUGUGCGGCUGUGACUCCCAUCAUAAAGGUCCGCCGGGAGAAGGAUGGAAGUGGGGUGGCUGCAGUGAAGAUGCAGAGUUUGGGGUUUUGGUGUCCCGAGAGUUUGCAGACGCUCGUGAGAACCGACCAGAUGCUCGGAGUGCCAUGAACAGACACAACAAUGAGGCAGGACGGAUGACCAUCCUAGAAAACAUGCACCUGCGCUGUAAGUGCCAUGGACUGUCAGGCAGCUGCGAAGUCAAGACCUGUUGGUGGGCUCAGCCUGACUUCAGGCUGUUGGGGGACUACCUGAAAGACAAGUACGACAGUGCUUCCGAGAUGAUGGUGGAGAAACACCGGGAGUCAAGAGGCUGGGUGGAAACCCUACGGGCCAAAUACGCCUUCUUCAAGCACCCCACAGAACGAGACCUGGUAUACUACGAGGGAUCGCCCAACUUCUGUGAGCCGAACCCAGAGACGGGCUCGUUUGGCACCCGUGACCGCAUCUGCAACGUGUCGUCGCACGGCAUCGAGGGCUGUGACUUGUUAUGCUGUGGCCGUGGCCAUAACACACGGACAGAAAAACGCAAGGAGAAAUGCCACUGCAUCUUCCACUGGUGUUGCUACGUCAGCUGCCAGGAGUGUGUGAGGGUCUACGAUGUGCACACAUGUAAAUAAGUGCGGGAAGAAAAGGACUGGUGGAUAUUAAAGGAUGGAAAGAGAGAGAAAGAGAGGGAGAGACUGAGAACACACACAAGAUAGUGGCACUUCUGUGGUAGAACCCUUUACUAAUGUGCCCUUUUUGAUCUACACGUCCCAAAAGAUGCCCAUUGUGAGCAUCAUGGUUACUACUGCCAUUCCUCUCACUCUUUUUUUGUGGCACGCAUUAUUUCUGCAAAAGAAAAAAAUUCCUUGUUAUCAUUCAGUCUCCUUUAUCUGUAACACCAUCUCUCUGAUCAUCUCGCACUACUGCCCAGGGGCCGAAACAGGAUAUGUUCAAAUACAACCAAUGACACUAGGCACGCAUUAAAGAACAAGAGGAGGGGGGAGAGGAUGACGAGAAACUCUCGGUUAACUACUGAACGCUGGGUCUCGAAAUAUGCCCUGCUAUACUACUGAAUCCAAUGCAAUGCCCAUGUUUUCCCUCAUGAUCUCCCGAGGUUUCCCAAUCCAAGGACAUAUUGUUCACUCCUACCAUAUUCCCUAUAAUCAUACAUGUUCAAAUCAUGGGACAUAUUGCUGUUUUCUACGUAAAAACUCUGGUAAUUUGCUUUAUACAGCAGUUUGGAGGGAUGCAAUUGAUAUAUUAGCGUAGAAUGCUGUGGGCGGUACAAACAGGAAAAGGCAUCAUGGGUAGCCUACCUUCUGAAUUUCAAAAGUUUUUUUUGUUUUUUUUUGCAGAACAUGUACAUGCAAAGCCAUGGGUAACUCUCCUGGAUGAGUGCAGGACAGCUGGUGAAAUGCAUGACAGCAGAAUGCAACGACACACACUGGGCUCACGUGCACCCGACCAGUAAAAUUUGCACUUACAAAACUACUAAUGAGUAUACUAAUUCUAGAGAUUACGAUGAUUAUUUUUUAACAUAAUCUUUUUGAUAAAGCUCCUCGUAUAUGACUGUGAAGGCUCCGUUUCAACACUUCCCUGAUGAGAAGUUUGCGUAGAGGAAGGAGAACAAGUGAGCAGGAGGAGGAUAGUUAAGGAAAGAAAUAGGACGGUAAUAAAGGAGGGAAGUGGCAACCCAAUUUCAU
Messenger RNA from Sinocyclocheilus rhinocerous, 2344 nucleotides. Its product is annotated as proto-oncogene Wnt-3-like. The record is from RefSeq and is a predicted model, not a curated record. Gene Ontology annotation, cellular component: extracellular region. NCBI's taxonomy places the organism in Eukaryota, Metazoa, Chordata, Actinopteri, Cypriniformes, Cyprinidae. Gene Ontology annotation, biological process: cell fate commitment; multicellular organism development; canonical Wnt signaling pathway. Gene Ontology annotation, molecular function: cytokine activity; frizzled binding. The coding region runs from base 206 to 1273 and encodes 355 amino acids. The transcript is spliced from 4 exons.